AUCACAGGCAGCUCCUUAUAUAAACCGUGCACAAGCUAUUUCCCACACACCAGUACAUUUCGAUCGUAGCUAGCAGAGAGCAGUGAGGAGUGAAGCUGCCACGCCCAUUCGCUAGAGACCUAUAGUACAGACAAUAAUAGAGCAGUUAGCCAGGGCCUGAUGACCUGAUCAAGACACGAGCCGGUUGAGCUAGGUCCGGAUUACCACAAACGCCUCAUCUUCAAACCGAUCGAUCGCCAUGAGCACGGACGCGGACGCCGUUCCGGUGGCCGUGGCGCCGGCGAAGCGCCCUUCCAUCAACAAGUACGCCUUCGCCUGCGCCCUCCUCGCCUCCAUGAACUCCGUCCUCCUCGGAUAUGACAUCUCGGUGAUGAGCGGUGCUCAGCUGUUCAUGAAGGAGGACCUUAAGAUCACGGACACCCAGAUCGAGAUCCUGGCCGGCGUCAUCAGCAUCUACUCGCUCUUCGGCUCGCUGGCGGCGGGCCUGACGUCCGACUGGCUGGGGCGGCGCUACACCAUGGUGCUCGCGGCCGCCAUCUUCUUCACGGGCGCCCUCGUCAUGGGCCUCGCCCCCAACUACGCUUUCCUCAUGGCCGGCCGCUUCGUGGCCGGCAUCGGCGUCGGCUACGCGCUCAUGAUCGCGCCCGUGUACACCGCCGAGGUGGCGCCCACCUCCAGCCGCGGCUUCCUCACCACCUUCCCGGAGGUGUUCAACAACUUCGGCAUCCUCCUGGGCUACGUCUCCAACUUCGCCUUCGCGCGCCUCCCCGUCCACCAGAGCUGGCGCGCCAUGUUCCUCGUCGGCGCCGUCCCGCCCGUCUUCCUCGGCUUCGCCGUCCUCGCCAUGCCGGAGUCCCCGCGCUGGCUCGUCAUGCGCGGCCGCAUCGAGGACGCGCGCCGCGUGCUCCGGAGGACCUCCGACUCGCACGAGGAGGCGGAGGAGCGGCUCCUCGACAUCAAGCGGGUCGUCGGCAUCCCCGCGGACGCCACCGACGCCGACGACGUGGUCGCCAUCGUGCGCGCCAACGAGGCCGCGCGCGGGCAGGGUGUGUGGAGGGAGCUGCUCAUCAACCCGAGCCGGCCCGUGCGGCGCAUGCUCGUGGCGGGGCUCGGGCUCAUGUUCAUCCAGCAGGCCACGGGCGUCGACUGCGUCGUCAUGUACAGCCCACGGGUGUUCGAGGCUGCCGGCAUCAAGUCCAAGACCAACUCGCUGGGGGCGUCCAUGGCGGUGGGCGCCUGCAAGACCUUCUUCAUACCCAUCGCGACGCUCCUCCUCGACCGCAUCGGGCGGAGGCCGCUGCUGCUGGCCAGCGGCGGCGGGAUGGCCAUCUUCCUCUUCACGCUCGCUACGUCCCUGCUCAUGCUGGACCGGCGGCCGGAGUCGGAGGCGAAGGCGCUGGGCGCGGUGAGCAUCGCGGCGAUGCUGUCGUUCGUGGCGUCGUUCGCGUCGGGGCUGGGCCCCGUGGCGUGGGUGUACUGCUCGGAGAUCUACCCGCUGCGGCUGCGCGCGCAGGCCGCCGCCAUCGGCACGGGGCUGAACAGGCUCAUGGGCGGGGCCACCACCAUGUCCUUCCUCUCGCUCACCCACACCAUCACCAUCGCCGGGGCGUUCUACCUCUACGCCUGCAUCGCGGCCGCGGGGUGGGUGUUCAUGUACUUCUUCCUGCCGGAGACGAUGGGAAGGAGCCUGGAGGACACCGGGAAGCUCUUCGGCAAGGACACGGACGACGACGUCGACGGCGUCGUGCGCCAUGAGCGCAAGAAAUCUACUGAGCUCAUCGGCGCUCCACAGUAACAGCGAGGUCACCCAGCGCUCUACCUCUACGGGGAGAAAGGUCACAAGAUAUCCCAAUUUACGCACGCGUGAUGAAUCCACGUAGAAAGUUCACCGUUCACCGGCCAUUGUGGCGCGCACUGGCUGCGCAGCCUGACCCCGUGGCUGGAUCUUUUCACCGGGUAGGUAGUGUGUCAUUGAUGCUGCAGUGCUGCACGAGUGUGUAAUAAGUAGCAUAUCUAGUGUUGUACAGGCAUGUGUUGUGCUAUAUGACUUAGUCAUUUGUGUACUUUAGUUUGUGGCGUUUGUUGAUUAGUUAUUUGUUUUUUA
Molecule: messenger RNA, 2104 nt
Organism: Lolium perenne
Lineage: Eukaryota; Viridiplantae; Streptophyta; Magnoliopsida; Poales; Poaceae
Source: RefSeq, a predicted model, not a curated record